AUGUCGUCUACAAUGUUUACAUCCUUGAAAGUGGUAGAACUGCACGAGAUUUUGAGAGGAAAAGGGAUUUCUGUUUCAAAUGUGAAACGAGAGAACUUGGUAAAGCUAUGUGAGGCAGUUGUUAAGCUGAACUUACCAGAUGAUCCCGAUAUGUGCGCCGAUCAUCCAGUGUCAAUAUACGAUAUUCUCGGCGAGUUUUCUGUUGACCCCUUCAAGAUCCAAGGACUUUCUAACGAUCUCACAAAAUUACCAACCUUUUCCCUGUAUGAUGUGUUUAAUUACUUGUUAUAUAAAACUGCAAAUUAUGAUCAAAGGAAAUUAAAAGCGUACAAAUCUUGUGAAGAUUAUAGACUAUUCUUUGAUGGGUAUGUUGAGAAGUUAGAAAUGAAAGAACUUGAAGAUGGAGAUAAUUACCUUAUCAAAUCCUUCGUGAAACCUACGCAGAAGGAUAGGACUUACCUAAAUAAAACAGCUUAUGAUGUUUGGGUGGUUAUGUGUAAAAGUGGAAGCGUAAAUUGUGCUUACUGCACAUGCAUUGGAGGAGCUGAUGGAGGAUGUCGCCACAUCGGAGCAACCCUGUAUGAAAUUGAGGCUUUUGAUGUCAAGUCAGUGACAGAUGGAGAUAACUUGUGGGUAAAACGACCACGACAUCAUGAUUGCCCAGUGCCUAUAAAGCAACUUAAAAUCUUGAAAGCUAGGUAUGCAAGUGUGGAUUAUCACCAGUCUGCUGCUCACAGUUUUGACCCGUGCAGUGUAGAUCAGAGACAAACUUACACAGAAAUGGAAAUCAGUGAAAUAGCAAAGAAUCUUCGAGAGAUAUCCCCAAAUAUACAAGCCUUAGAUAUUCUGGAGGUACAAAAACCAGUGCAGAAUGACAAGGGAGAUGAAGCUGAUCAGCAAUGUCCUGAAUGUUCUGCUUUUACCAUGCCAAACAUGUUAAAGAAAAUAGCAUCUUGUAAUGCAAAUGAAUUCAAUAACUCUGAGAAUUUAUGUACUCUUUCCAGUGAUAAUAUUUCUCACAUUGAAUCAUGCACAAGUGAGCAAUCCGACUGCAAGAUUUGGCAUGAGCUGAGGAAAGGCAGAUUGACUGCAUCUAAUUUUAGUAAAGUCUGCAAAGCAGUUGAUUCUAACAAAUGUCCACCUUCACUUCUAAAGACUAUUUUAGGUGAAUAUGGAGAAAUUUCAGCUCCAUCAUUGGUGUGGGGUAAGAAGAAAGAAAAAGCAGCUCUUCAACAUUACAUGAGAGUAUGUCAUAAGUCACAUGUACAUCCCCUUCUGUCACAUAAAGGCUUAAGAAUACAUCCAACCAUGAAUUUCAUCGGUUGUUCUAUUGAUGGUCUUUUUACAUGUAAAUGCCAUGAUAGCACUAUUAUUGAGGUUAAAUGUCCUUUUACACACAGGGACGAUGAACCAAAGAAUGUUUGUCUUAAAAAAGGCUGUGUUAUUAAUGAGAGAGAAGAUGCUCAGCAAACUUGA
Molecule: messenger RNA, 1476 nt
Organism: Saccostrea cuccullata (small rock oyster)
Lineage: Eukaryota; Metazoa; Mollusca; Bivalvia; Ostreida; Ostreidae
Exons: 5
Coding region: 1-1476 (491 amino acids)
Molecular function (GO): zinc ion binding
Source: RefSeq, a predicted model, not a curated record